Molecule: messenger RNA, 765 nt
Organism: Coniosporium apollinis CBS 100218
Lineage: Eukaryota; Fungi; Ascomycota; Dothideomycetes
Exons: 1
Coding region: 1-765 (254 amino acids)
Source: RefSeq, a predicted model, not a curated record
AUGUCCUCCUACGCUGUCUUAGGCGCCACUGGUAACGUUGGACAAGCUUUGCUCAAAGUCCUUCUCCAGUCGCCCGACAGCCAGAUCCACGCCUACUGCCGCUCUAAGCAGAAGCUCACGAAGCUAUCGCCCGGCAUUACCGAAAACAAACAAGUGAACGUCUUCGAAGGCAAUCUAGACGACAUCGAGCUGCUGGUCAACUGUCUCAGCGGCACUCGCGCAGUCUUCCUCGCUGUUGCGCAGACCGAAAACCAACCCGGCUGUACUAUCGCUCAAGACACCGCACACGUAGUUGUCUCGGCGCUCGAGCGACUUGAGAGCAAGAAUGAGCGCCUACCAAAGCUCAUCGUCCUUUCAUCCGCGUCCCUGGAUCACCGACUCAUGUCCGAUUCGCCCAAGUUUUUACUCAAUACACUCUACCGUGCUUUUUCAAACAUUUACGACGACCUUCAGGAAGCCGAGAAGUUCCUUCGCUUAAAGGACUCUCUUGUUACGGCUACCUUCGUGAGGCCUGGCGCCUUGUGUUCCGACAUGCAGAAAGGCCACGUCGUGAGUAUGGAGUCUGCUAAGAUGCCGCUUUCGUUCCUGGAUCUCGCUGCUGGCAUGGUUGAAGUUGCGGAGGAAGAUGGCGACCGAUACGAUAUGAAAGGCGUCACUGUAAGUCCUACGGCGAAGGAUGUCUCCUUCCCGUGGGACGCGCCUCUGGGUUUAUUGAGAGGGCUUCUUUUCCAUUUCUUGCCAUGGACUUACCGAUUCCUGGGGUGA